ACGCAGGUCGCCAUGGUGGCACUGGAGGAGGAGGAAACAUGUCUAUGCCUUGCCCGACAACUGGAAGCGUACGGCGAGUCCGUCUUCAAAGCAGUAACUCCGUGCCGCACUCCAGUUCUCCGACCCUCAGCGAUAUCUCAAAUAUCCGUUUCACUCCGCGUAAUCCGUCCAUUAUCUCCUCGGUGAGCCAAGCACCGCAUAACCAACCGCCCAGCGAUCGCCAGAUGUUCUUGGAACCCAGCACCGUCAUGCCUAUCAAGCAGGAGUGGUCAAACAGUAGCCGAAUACUGCCCUCGUUGACACCGCACAGCCAGGGACCGGGAUCGCAGGCGGGCAGCGAUGUUGGGGAUCACUCUUUACCCCCUCCCAGUUCGUCCUUGUCCCACUAUGCCAGCAGCUUUAACUCCCUCUCGCCCUUCCCUGUGGAAUACUCGCCGUCCGGGUCCAGCUUCGCGAGUCCGCGCCACUCGGCGCGCUCUUCGCGCUCACGUAAGCGAGCCCUGUCCCUCUCUCCUCUCUCAUCCGACGAUUUUAACUCAAUGAUCAGGACAAGUCCGACGUCCUUAGUUGCGUAUAUAAUCGGUUCUCGUGGCUCGUCGGCUUCAAUAUCGCCCUCGCCUGGCUUGCUCGCAGGCGAUUACGGACAUUUGUCAGCUCGUAAUAGUAGCAGCCCGAUGUCCCAAUCCUCAUCUGGGAACCAUCCCUCGUAUCAUAUUCCGAGAGCAAACACAGGGGACGUGUCUCCGCCCCCUUAUCACCCGCCUAAAUCAAACAUUGGGUACUCGUACAAUAACGGUAGCAUGGGCCCACCGCAGAUGGAACCUAUGGAACAAUCCUCAAUGUACACUAUGCCUCAGAUGGAAGGGCAGCUGGUGGUCCAGCCUCGCAACGAGGUCAUCCAACAGGAAUUCCAGAACUACAACCCCAACGCAUAUACGCAAAGCCACCAACACCAGCAGUACAAGCAGGAGCCCAUAGACUCGUACCCUGACACAGAGAGCACGUACUCGCAAAGUACUACCUUCUCCCAGCAGUCGUCGUACCCUCAAACCUCAUCUAACCCUCCCUACUCGCAGCAUACCUCCCAGCCUGCCAGUUAUUCCGAGACGGCUACUUUCUCCCCGCCUCACCAACCCAAUGGGUAUCAAAUCCCUUCUGCGUACCACUCACCGGGUACUCCUUACCAGCAGCAGCAGCAGCAGCAGCAAGCCAACAUGCAGCAAUCUCAAUCAGCGAUGACUGGCCACACUCUUCCAUCCCACAUGCCCCCGCCGCCGUCUUACUCUCAGCAUUUCGAAUCGCAGCAGUCGCCAACGGGAAUGACGUCCCAGGUCAACUCCCCCGGGUCGAUUGCAAGCACGGCCAAGUCCAGCCUGGAAAUGGACAGUGAGAGGGUUCACAUUUGCCGCUGGAUCGACUGUAGCUCCGUCUUCGAGGAUCAAGAGGAUAUGGUCAGACACAUUGAGAAGGUUCACAUUGAUCAGAGGAAAGGGGAAGAUUUCACCUGUUUCUGGCAAGCAUGCACGAGACGCUACAAACCGUUCAACGCUCGCUAUAAACUCCUCAUUCACAUGAGGGUGCAUUCAGGAGAGAAACCCAACAAGUGUACGUUUGAGGGGUGCAACAAAGCCUUCUCCCGUCUUGAGAAUCUUAAGAUACACCUUCGCUCACACACCGGCGAGAAGCCUUACAUUUGUACUCAUCCCGGCUGCACCAAGGCGUUCAGUAACUCAUCCGAUCGAGCGAAACAUCAGAGGACACAUCUGGAUACGAAACCUUAUGCGUGUCAAAUACCAGGAUGCACGAAGAGAUACACAGAUCCCAGCUCGCUACGGAAGCAUGUCAAAGCCCACACGGCAAAAGACCAACAAGCUAGAAAGAAGUUGCGGACACGAGAUGAAUUUGGUCAUCCACAAGACAUCCUAACGGAUUGUCUGACGAUUCAGCCACUUCAUCACCCAAUCUCUCUUGCCGAUAGUCCCAUGGAGCUCAGUGACAGUGGGCUAGGGAGGUCGCCUCAUUCAUCCAUGCCUGGUACCUCAUCAGACAUGUACCCUGGUAUUUUCUCCAGUGCUCAGUCGAGUCGUAGUGGGACGGCGACGGGGGCGUCCAGCUACAGCAAUCAUCCAUCCCCAGUUCACAGCAUGGGAAGUCCUCAUAACACGACAUCACACUCCGUUGGGAACUUGGACGACAGUAGAGAAAGGGUUGUGGUUUACCCUCAUCCUCCGAUGAGUACACUGAGUCCAACGAGGCGGACCUUCCCACCUUCUCUUCUCCCAAGAAGGAUACCCCAAGGGCUGAGUUCCAUCCCCCUCAAGCCACGACCUCCUACAUCAUCCCCAAAUAACACCACCCCAAGAAUACAAAUCCAGCUCCCCGCCAAACCACCCCCUCUGACAGCCCCUUCCCCCGCCCUAACCCUCCCCUCCCAGUCCAUGUCAGCCUCCGUCCCACCCUCCGCCGCCCAGACAGAGGCGCAGCUCCGCCGGGCGAUGCCCCCUCCCAUCAGCCAGCAGAGACUUCUACAGGGGCGUCCCAGUCUGACGUUCCAGCCCCUUCAGCCUAUGCCCAGGCCUUCCACCAACAACAACAACUACAAGCAGCUGAGACAGAUACAGAGUCCGAGGGGGCUGUACCCAAUACCGACCUUCGAGGAGACGCUGUCACCAACGAUGGCCCAGUACGAGGCGAUAGAAAGAGUACUGUCGGCGCACUCCAGCUCUGAGCGAGGGAAUGCCGGAGACUUGCCAGGCAGUCCGGGAGAGUUCAGCAUUUUAAGCGCCACGCAUUCCCUCGACGAUAAUCCAAUCUUCCAGAUGAACGCCAUUGAUCGAUGCCCGAGCCAACUAUCUGCCGUCUAUGCUGACGGCCCAUCGUAACCCUGCACCAUACUCCUCUUUGAUUGGUGGAUCCACUUGAAACCUCAUCACUGAUUGGUUGGAUUUGGAAGAGUGAUGACGAUGGAUAGAAGAGAGUCUGCUAUUGGUCAGGAGAAUGGAAAGGAGGCAGCUGAUUGGAUAGACUGAGGUUGAAUAACACGCAUUUCAGACAGGCGCUCCAAACCAAAUUCUGAAUUAAGUACAUGAAAAAGUUGACGUCUGACAGGUUGGAGCAACUGGACAAGCUAGAAGUCGGAAGAUCGACUGUUGCAGUCCUUCAGAACGGCUCUGGAGCGCCUUGGUUUCAGACGUCGAUCUUGUCAUGA
Messenger RNA from Asterias rubens (European starfish), 3208 nucleotides. Its product is annotated as zinc finger protein GLIS1-like. Gene Ontology annotation, biological process: regulation of transcription by RNA polymerase II. The record is from RefSeq and is a predicted model, not a curated record. Gene Ontology annotation, molecular function: RNA polymerase II cis-regulatory region sequence-specific DNA binding; DNA-binding transcription factor activity, RNA polymerase II-specific. Gene Ontology annotation, cellular component: nucleus. Lineage: Eukaryota; Metazoa; Echinodermata; Asteroidea; Forcipulatida; Asteriidae. The coding region runs from base 39 to 2882 and encodes 947 amino acids. The transcript is spliced from 8 exons.